Messenger RNA from Osmia lignaria (orchard mason bee), 1375 nucleotides. It is a transcript of the gene Dpm3, whose product is annotated as Dolichyl-phosphate mannosyltransferase subunit 3. Gene Ontology annotation, cellular component: dolichol-phosphate-mannose synthase complex; endoplasmic reticulum membrane. Gene Ontology annotation, biological process: GPI anchor biosynthetic process. Lineage: Eukaryota; Metazoa; Arthropoda; Insecta; Hymenoptera; Megachilidae. The record is from RefSeq and is a predicted model, not a curated record.
GGAUGUAAGGGACGCAGGGAUGUAGGGGAUGCAGGCAUACAAGGAUUGCAGGAAUGUAAGGGAUGAAGAGAUAUAAAUGAUACAGGAAUAUAAGAGAUACGGAGAUAGUGAUUUAGGGGUAGUUCCUGCGAGGCCCAUGAAAAGAAUGUAAAAAUAAAUAACUGCGAAGGGCGGUCUUGGUCUAUAAAGAGAGAUAGGAUAAUAAAAAACUGGGAAUAAAAUAAUAAACAAUUAGGAAACGUGGGUAUUGACCUAUACAGAAAUAUAAAAUAAUUAAUGAGUAAAAAGGGUGGGGUUUGGCCCAUACAGAAGGAUAAAAUAAUAAAUAACUGGAAAAAAUGAGCCGGAGCCCACACGGAAGGAUAAAGUAAUAAAUACAAGGGAUGGUCGGCCAAAGCCCACAAGGAUAAAAUCAUAGAUUUCAUUCCCCUUUGAUGUGCUUACUUAAUAAGCGAAAAAAAUAAAUAAACUAAAUUAAAUGGACUCUGAAAGGAAAUUAGAGGUAUAUGUAUCUUUGAUAGGUUGAUCCGCAACCCUCGACGGUCGCUAUAAGACUGAGGAGGUCGCACCUCCUGUCUAUGUGAGAUGCGGUAAAAGCAGAAGUGGUAAAAUAGGCACGUUUGUCGUACCGAAUGUGUUCUGUUUAUGAAGAUCUAACGGUGCAUGGGGGUGUCUGAGACCCCAGAAAUUCUAACCCCUCGAGAACAAAGGCAUGUCCAUCCUUUUUGUAUCUGUAGUCACUGCAUAAUGUAAGAAUUUUACUGUGGUGCUAUCAUACGGUUAAACAAGAAAUUUAAAAUCAAAAAUAACAAAUCAAUACACGUCAUGUAUUUCUGUUCCUCUUUGCAAUUUGUAUAAAUGUUUACAUUGUAUAUUCUAUUAUAAAGGAUUAUAUAGUAUACAAAUAUUCAUAAACUAAAUCAGUUUUCUUUAUGUAAUAUUUCAGUUGAUCUUUAAGUGGGGUAUGUAACAAUGACGAAAUUAAUGGAAUGGCUUUCAUUUGCAACUUUAUUUUUUGGUAUUUGGAUUGCUAUAAUUACAGGAAAUAUUGAUUCAUUUUUUAUUACAGAAUGGCAACAAGUUAUUUUGUUCUUUCCACUCAUUGUAUUGUUUUUGUGUGGUCUUUAUGCAGCUGUUAUUAUUCUGUACAGAGUGUUUACAUUUAAUAAUUGUGAAGACGCAGCUUUUGAAUUGCAGGAGCAAAUAGAAGAAGCUAAAAAAGAUCUUCAAAGCAGAGGUGUAAUUUUAAAGAACAAAUAGAUAGAAAUGUUUUUGUAUUAUUUAAGACAAACAAUGUAAUGAUGUAUAUGACCAUUCCUAUCUAUAUAGGUUAUAUUUAUACAUGUUUUGAAAAAUAUUGUAUAAUAAUAAAAAA